AUGAUUGAUGCGGGUUCUUCAGGUUCUCGAGUUCAUGUUUAUCAAUUCAGUGUUUGCAACGACCCAGUUCUAGAGAACGAAGUAUUUCAUAUGCUAGAGCCUGGUUUAUCGUCAUUCAAAGAUGAUCCCGAAGCAGCAGCUUUAUCGCUAAAACCUUUGAUGGACAUUGCAGUCAAGAGUGUUCCCAAGGAAUUUCAGAAAUGCACCCCUAUUGCUGUCAAGGCAACGGCUGGAUUAAGAUUGUUGGGUAAGGAUAAAUCGGACAGUAUCCUUAAAUCUGUUCGCAAAUAUCUUGAAACAUUUCCUUUCCCCAUUGCUGGUGAAAACGGUGUUGAAAUUAUGGAAGGCUCAGAUGAAGGCGUUUACGCUUGGAUUACAGUGAAUUAUUUGUUGGGUAAACUGAGAAAGAGUCAGAGAGGACAAUCAGCUGCUGUAUUCGAUUUAGGCGGUGCAUCCACGCAGAUUGUAUUCGAACCCACCUUUGCAACUCCUGAGGAAAAUAUGGUGGAAGGAGACCACAAAUACCAACUAGAUUAUCAGAAUGACCUAUUUGAAUUAUACCAACAUUCUUAUCUCGGUUAUGGUCUAAACGAAGCACGUAAAGCAAUCAAAAUGGAAAUGGUCAAUCUAUGGAAAUCAGAAGCGAAGAAGACCGGCAAAGUUUAUCAUCCUUGCUUACCAGAAAACUACAAAGAGAAUAUGGCUACUGAUAAUGGCACGACUGUUCAACUCAUUGGCACUGGAGCAGGUUACACUGAAUGUCGCGGCAUCAUAGAAAGAGUGUUCAAUAAGGAUAAACUAUGUGAAGUAGGACCCUGUGCAUUUGAUGGCGUCUACCAACCCUCUCUUACCGAAACAUUCAAGGACAGAGAUUUGUACGUUUUCUCCUACUUUUAUGAUUUGACGCAACCUUUGGGAAUGCCUACAGAAUUUUCGGUGAAAGAACUAGGCGAGUUAACGGACCGAGUUUGCCGUGGAGAAACCAAACCUUUUCAACAUGUACCUGGUGCCUUACAAUUGUUGAAAGAGAAGCCGGAUUUCUGUCUCGAUUUAACUUAUCUCUACAACCUUUUGAAGUAUGGUUACGAAAUCCCAGCUGACAGGUUAGUGCGUACAGCUAAAAAGAUCAAUGGAGCAGAAACCGGUUGGUGUUUGGGUGCAUCCAUUGCUAUGUUGGAUGAAAACAAACUUGUCUGUCAGGCAUAA
Mycotypha africana is the source of this 1206-nucleotide messenger RNA. RefSeq names its product nucleoside phosphatase GDA1/CD39. Bases 1 to 1206 code for a protein of 401 amino acids. The record is from RefSeq and is a predicted model, not a curated record. Gene Ontology annotation, biological process: protein N-linked glycosylation; nucleoside diphosphate catabolic process. Gene Ontology annotation, cellular component: membrane; Golgi apparatus. Gene Ontology annotation, molecular function: GDP phosphatase activity; UDP phosphatase activity. The transcript is spliced from 2 exons. Lineage: Eukaryota; Fungi; Mucoromycota; Mucoromycetes; Mucorales; Mycotyphaceae.